UUUGAAAUUUGCCCGUUAACGAAAAAUAUCUCAUAAUUUAUUAAUUAUACAUCAAUGAUAAUGGAAUAUUCAAUUAAAAUAUCAAUAUUUCAUGUGAAUUAAAUAGUGUGGAAUAAGAAUCAAAUGAAACAACAAAUGAAAAAUCAUAUUUUUAUGCCGUUAAAAAAAGUGCGAAAAAAACUAACCUAAAAAAAAACGGCCAUUCCAACCAAUAUUGUGUAAAAAGUAUAAUGAAUUUAAAAAAAACUCCAGUUGGUGGCUUGCGCACGCAGUCUGAUACCCCCCGGACAUCCCCCCACUUCGGAUGCACCAGACCACACCAUGAAGCCGGUCAAUACUCCGUGAGUCCGUGAGCUGAGAGCUCUCUGUUGCAGCUAAAAUCGCGUUUUUCACUGUGUAGAAAAUCCCAGAAGAAGACUACGACAAGACUCAUGUAUCGUGCACUUGCAACAGUGAUCAAAUCUAACGACUAAAAAAAAAGAAAAAAAAAAGGUGAUAUCAACUCCAAAAACGCAAUCAUCAUUUCACUUUUAUCGUGUGGACAAAUUGUCAAGGUGUACAAUUUUGAGAUAAAAAUUUUCCUUGAAAGUAGAGAAAAUAUGUGAAGGAAAACGAGGAAGCGCGACCGUCGUCGGAGGUCACGGCGUGACACGUUUUAACUUGGGAGGGCGCGUGUUUUUCUUUAGACGGCGCCGUCGUCCUGCGUUCCUGCGUGCAGUAGAUAACAAGCCUUUUAUUAAAAAGUAUUUAAUAUGUGCAUCGCGUGAUGGACCACAGCUUCACGACCGGCCGACUCAUGGAUACGUCGUGGAUAUUCUUUUUCUUCUUUGCCAUCGCCGAUGUUGCAGCUUCGGUUGAUGUGCAUUUUGAGAAUAAGGAUGGUGGAUUUUUUUUGAAACAUUCACCAAGACAAUAUUAUUCAUCGUCGUCGCGACAAGAAACAAUGACGCCAAUAUCAUCAACGGUAACGGCGUCGCCUCCAGGUUCAGUUUUGUCCAUCGACAAAUUCACAGUCUUCCAGACAAGCGAACCGGUUUCAGUGAGAGCGACCUACGGCCCUUUCAGCACAAAACAAACUGUUCCGGCGCGAUACAUCGUCCCGGAUCCUCUUGAUACACUUCCGUUACCCGAUCCAAGAAAUAGAGGGCCAAAUAAUAAUAAUAAUACAACAACAUCAUCGCUGGCGAUGAGCAGGGCAUUAUUGGAUGCCCAGGAACUUGGUACAAGACAUUUGGAUAUGUCCGCUCAUCUUGUGAGCAACACCGUUGCACGUGAUUCACCGGUCCUCAGGGUAUUGUUCCAUGCGGGAAGCGAGUCAACCGGUAGAAGACAAUUGCUUCUGGGUCGUCAUCAGAGAGUUUGCGUCGUGCUGCACGCUUCUCUAAACGGUGGUAGCAGCAGGUUGAGCUCGACUGGAUCAAAGGACUCAUCAUCAUCAUCAUCAUCGUCUUCUACGUCGUCAUCGUCAACGAGUAAAAAUGGUCCAUUAACAGCUGCCUGUAGUCCAGAUGGUGAGGAUGGCGUUUGUUUGGCACAAAUAACAAUUCCAGCUAAUUGGUGGCCACCAUUACCACCACCUGAUGCCUCGGGACGUAUUAAAGUUCCAAAAACAUUACCAAGAAUUGUUCAACUAUCCUAUUCUGUCCUUGAGCCAAGAAGCAAUGAAGAUGGUGGAGUUCCCCAUGUUCUUGAUUCGGGAUCAUCGUCAUUUUGUCAGCCGAGAGUACAAAUACAACCGGUUACGCCAUUAGGUAGUGUGACCCUAGCGCCAAAUCGUGAGGAUUACAAAGAAUUGAAAACCGACGAGUAUCUUACACUUUUGGUUCCCCAUGGACCACUGUAUCCGAGAUCGAGGCUCCACGUGCCGGCUUUUCUCCAUUCGCACUCAUCUCGUCAGGGUGCACAGGGGAGACCACCAGUUGCUGCUGUUGUACUCAGAGCUCGGGUCAAGUCGGACGUUAAAAUCCUAGAUGCAACAUCGAGCAAUCCGGAUUGGAUAGUGGAAUCUAAGAUCAAUAUGAAGAACACCGCGGCAACCUUCACGGCCAGAAGGAAGGAAAACGUGUCACGUUUACCAAACGCGUCAGCCGAAGAGAUUAUGACUAUGCUACUGGAGGCGAGUGACGAGGGUGCAGGAGGCAACUGGGACGGGGGAAGAAUCGUGUGGAGCGUACGAUAUGCCUUCGAAGGCGAGGAAGAUAACGUUUCUAUACCUGGCAUGUAUCAGUUAAGCCAACAGCAGCAGCAGCAGCAUCAUCAUCACCAUCAUGUGGAAAGAGGAAAGGUGCAAGCGCGUCUCGAGAUUCAGAAGGAUGAUAUUCAAGCGGUUCUGCCCAUUUCAAAGAACUGGGAAGUAAUGAAUACAGCUGUACUCACCGGUAGACAAGUCUCUCAGGCAAUGAAAGUUUUCAUCGUCAGUCAAGCUGGUAAAGUUGCUGAUGUUACUCUACAAUCCUCAUGUCAUUCCGAAGACGAAAGUGUUCUCAAGGUAUCCUCAUCGUGUAGUAGUGUCUAUGUUGAUGGCUCGGAAAUUCGCGGCUCAAGUAACGCGUCAGUUUUAGUAAAAUACGGCACGUACACGGGACUUGCAAGAUUCACAGUUUGGAUGCCCGAAUUUCCUUUAGAAGUGACUGUGAGCGAUUCUCGGCUUAAUCAGAUCAAAAGUUGGAAAGUCCCUGAGGAGCAUUUAAUCUCAAAAAACAAGCGGAGUCUUAACGAAACUUCAACGGGAAAUAAUGAUGAUAAAGAUUCAAGAACGACGAUAGUGAGAAAAAGAAGUUCAAACUUGGCAACUGAGUCGUCGGAUUUAGAGAGUGAUGACGAUGUAGUGGAUGAAGAAACUGAUGACGACGGCGAUUUAGAUGACGAUGAUGAUGAUGAAGAGGAAGAUGAUGAUGGUUCCUUAAGAUUUCGAGGACACAAAUGGGAUGAGAUCAAUGCUAUCGAUAGAAAUCCAUCAGCAAAUUGUCGACUUCGUUUUCAACAAAGUCCCGUUGAAAUUCACGCUAGAUUCUUUGCGGCUGAUCAUGACUCUGGAAGAGUUUCGUAUUUUGUGAAUCGUCGAACGUGGUUGCGAAUUACGGAUUUGGUUCUUUCAAUGCUGAGAGUUUCGGAUCCAAGAAUUGCCACUUUAAGCCAAGGUAAAAUAGUUCAGGGUCGAAGUAUUGGUCGUGCGGAAGUUCAAGUUAUAUCGCCAAUCACUGGACGUGUGAUUGGAGCAAAAGAGGUACGCGUUGGAAAUGAUCGUGUUGCAGUUUCAAAAUUAUCUGUGAAAGUUGUGUCCGGUCUUCAAUUGACGAUAAAUCCCGAUUCAACGAUAGAAAAUGGAUAUAUCGCUGAAACAUCGGUUACAAGAAAACUUACAGCACAAUAUCAGGAGGGUUUAUUAGACAUUGAUGUUGAAUUUUCGGAUGGUUUUCGAACUCCAUUGAGGGAGAUUGCAGUCUCGGAUUAUCAUCUUGUUGUGGAGAGUCUAGACCCAGAGGUCGUGGCCUUUGCGCCAAUGGUGGCGUCCCAUCAUCCACGAGUGAUCGCUGUAGGUGAAGGUCGUGGCGAUCUUUUGAAAGUGACCCUUCACCUUGCCGACUCGUGUCGAUUGUCAGGAAGAAAAUCAAAAACACCGGCAACAAGAGGAACACCGAGUUUACCAUUGGCAACAUCAACCGCUAAUAUUGAAGUGGAUUUUGCUACCAGCGAUUUGCCAAAUCGACCCGAAUUUGUGCAAAAUGAUGGCGGUACACUUGGCGGUAGUUCUCAUCAUAGAGAGCGAAAAAAUGGCAAAGACGGUGCACCCGAUCUUAAUGAUAUUUUAAUUGGUUUACCACUAAAAGACGAAAACGACCACGCACCAACGAUGCAGGCAAGACAGCACCGCAUGGCUAUAGCUAAUGGCAUGUCUUCAGGGGGAAUGGGCGGUGUGGGGAUUCGACAUCAGGGAGGACCACAGAUGACACCUAUGGAAAUUGGAUUAUACGUUCUUUUGGCGGCCUUUUGCUUCGCCAUUGUCGUCUUCGUUGUGUCCUGUGUCGUCUACACGAGUAAAUUCAAACCACAAUCGGCGGACUCGCCACUACCUGGACUUCCUGGUCUUGGAGCAGCAAGAGCCGCUGCCAAUCAACUCGCUCAAAAUCGACGACCCAGAGAAUCAACAACCAACGCUCACGAUUGGGUAUGGCUUGGGCGUGCAACUCUCGAGAGAGCCGGAACUGGACCUCAACAGGUUCGUGUAACCAGCAAUCCGCUCGCCGGAGAGAAUAAUCCGCUUACGGAUGCUGCUACUGCUGAGCUGGGUACAAGUUUUGAUAAUCCUAAUCACAUUGAGUUACCCUCGGUGGUUCGUGCAACUCCCUCGGCACCCAUCGACACAACGACUUACUGUAAAAGGGAUAAAAUGCCAUAUAGUUUCAUCAAAAAGUCCAUGGAUGGACAAUCAACGAAACCCGUGAUAGUUCCAACUGCACCGACAGCAAAUGCUCUCGCACAAAAUAAUAACGAUGAUGUGCCUCCGCCGUUGCCGCCACAUGGGAUUCUUCCACCCUCAGCAUUAACAUCGACAUCCGACGAUGCAAAUGGAAAUGAUGAUUAUAAACCUCCAGUUCCUCCUCAUCGUAAUACUGGAGUUUUAGCUCGACUUCCAGAGACACCCAGGAAACGUCAUCAUCGAACGGCAAGUGCAAGUCACAAUGGUAAUUAUCGACAUCACGAUAAACAUCAUGAUAAUAAACAUCAUGAUGUUAAACAUCAUGAUAAACAUAAUCAAAAGCAUGAGAAACAUCAUGAUAGGCAUCAUCAUCAUCAUAAUGAAAAACACGUGAAAAAUUAUCGUUCGAAAAAUUCAACAUCAAACGCAACUAAAGAUAAUAAUGAACUUGCAUUUGUUGAGCUUAGAAAUAAUGAUGAGAAAAGAAUUAAAUGCACAAAAUCAAGGGAGGUUAAAAGAGCAACUGUCAUUGGUAAUCCAAUGUUCUCAUCGUCAUCUUCCUCAUCUUCAUGUUCAUCGAAUCAUGAACAAGAGGAAGCUGUUCCCAUGGAUGAUCUCAAUUUAGGCAUGGAUUAUAAUCAGAUUAUGCAGUACUUUGAUAACUUGAAAGAAUCGAAUGCCUGAAAAAGGGCCUUUGAUCGCUCAGGUGAUCAGAGUUUGUAGACGUGUUGAUUUUUCCGAAUUUGCCGCGACUCGUUAUUAUUUGAAAGCCGCUGAAACCGGCUUUUUCUUAUUUCCAACGAGAAUCUCUUCUUUUAAUGUUUAUUAAAAUUUUAUUUUAUAAAAAAAAAUAUUUAAUUUAAAUUGUAUUCUGACUAUAUUAAAAUUUUCAAUUAAUUUAUUCAAAAUUUUAAGUUUUUUUCUUUAAAGAAAAAAAAAUUAACACAUUUAAUAUAAAUUGACUAAACUAGAAAAAAAUGAAAGCUGUGAAAAUUAAGUCUCAGAGAAGCGUUUCGAUUAUAUUGAAUGGACAGAAGGAAGAGUUCAAACAGUACAAAAAAAAACUUUUAAUAUGACAAUAAUAGUCUUUCCUUUACUCUUUAAACUCUACCAAAAAAAAAAGAAACUAUUUUCGUUAGUUUUCUUUAUCUCAUUGAUUGGUGACGGAUUCGACUUCUUGGAAAUAAUUUUCUCCAGCUUCGAUCCAGAUAAUUUUUUUCUUCUCUUUUUAAUAUAAUAAAUAAAGAACUGAUUUCUCGACAAGAUUGAAACUUGGAACGAGUCGCGGCUAAUCGGAAAGCUUCACUUUUAAAAAAAAGCAAUAGACGCGAAAAAACGGAUUCCCUGACGCUUUGCUAAACGUGAAUACGAACAAUCAGAAUUUUAUUUUUUUUUUUGUUUUAUUUUUAUUUUACUGCGUAGAGCGAAUUGAGCAGGGAAAUUCGAACGUAUCGUAGAUUAUGUUCUAGUCAGCUUCCUAGCAGCACAUCAAAUUACACGUUUAAUAAUCGAUCUUUUUUUAAAAAAAAAAAAAAACUGGUUCUAUUUGACUGAUGGGAUAAAAGAAAAAAAAAAAGAUCAACAGACGUAACAACGAUUUAAAAAAAGAAAAUUCACAAUCGGGGUGAUUUUUUUUCUUAAGAAUUGAAAAAAGAUAAUCCAUACUUAAUUAUUUAUAUAAAUGAUUUGUCAUUUUUGUUGAUAAAUUUUUCUGAACGUGAAGGACGUGAGGUCACUGACAGUAGAUCUGAAGAAUUAUGAGGGUUUUCUUUUUUUUAUUUACGGAAAAUAAUUUUUAUUAAACAAAUUUAAUUAUUUAUUAAAGAAAAUAAAAAUUAAAUUCAUAAAUAUUUUACGGUUUAAUAAAAUGAAAUAAUAAAAAUAUCUAUGGAAAAAAAAAUAAUCACGUGUUUCUUAACUCCAUCUUUGCAAAAUAGACGAUUAAUAGUAUCGAACUUGGAAAUAAUAAUUCUUUUUAAGUAAAAUAGAAACAUUAAUAUUAUUGAUCUCAUAAUUUUCAAGAAUAAAUCGCUAUUUGCAAUUAUGGUAUGAUAAGAAAAUUUAUGGAAAAACAUUUUUACAAUACUCUUUUUUUUAGGCACAGGAAAAAAAAUUUAUGUAAAUUUUCACUUUUAAUUAUCUCAUUACUUUUUUUAAAAAAAAGAAUAAGAGGGAAAUUUGUGAAUUUUUUUCCUGAGCAUAAAAAUUAAAGUGUUAAUUUUUUCUCAAAAUAACUUUUCAAUGAAUUAAUAUUAGAAAUAAAAAAAAAAUAUGUCCGCGUUGUACUUCCUCAUUGCUCAUCUUCAUUCAAACUGAUUCUAGACAUCAGCAAGAAAACUCGUCAAUUUAUAAUAAUUAAUUGUUAUCGAAGUCUGUCGAGUGUGUAUAUAUAUAAAAAAUUCAUUUGUCGACGUCACGAUUCCUUCGCGCCUCUUAAAGCUCAUUUGUAAACAAAAAAAGGAUAUAUUAGCAUAAACAGAAAUUUCCAAAAUCAAGAUUUUAAAAAAAUCGAAUCUUUCUUCUUUUUUUUUGUAAAUGAGCUGAAUCGUUAUGUCCCCAUCGAAUCUUUGCAGUUCAUCUCAGUAUUAUGUUAAUUAGGUUUUUAGUUUCUAGAAUUAAUAUUAAACAAAUGUGUAUUUUUGACAUCUUGGUUCUCAUAAUAUAAAAGAGCUUUUUUUGAAUGAAAUCUGCUCUUCUACAAAUCAGAAAAGUCUGCCUACGUCCCAAGUUACGUUCGAGAAAAAUGAAAUACUCGUUCGAUCUUACCGUGCGUUGUGAUGUUUGUAAAUUUUGCUUUAUAAGACUGUGUACAUAUAAACAUACAUAUUAUAUUAAAUAUUAUAUAACGCGUCAGCGCAAGAAUAAUAAUUAUGAUUAUUCAAAAAAAAAGCAAACAAAUAAUUGAUCUAAUUUAAAAGAUCUCUAAAUUUGUAAACUUGUCGCUGAAAAAUCUCGGGUCAAGAACAAAACAAAAAAAAAAUACUCGAAUUUAUCGAAAUUCGAGAAUAAUUAUAUAUAUUUAAGAAAAUUAUAUUUCCUUGCGACAAGUCUUAAGAAUGUCUGCCAUUUUAACUUUAUUCAGAAUCGAUUGCUGCAUUUUUUAAAUUAAAUAAAAUCAAAUGUGAAUUAAUCAAUAAAAAAAUCAUUGAUUAUUGAAUGUUAAAUUCAAGUCUAAACUAUUUCAAUAAAAAAAAAACACAUAAUUUAUUAUUAAUUAACAAUGCUAAAAAAUUAGUUUGCAAUCGAUUCUAACUAUAGAAUUUUUCUACAUGACGUCAUGAAAAAUCGAUUUACAAGUUGAAAAAUAAAAACAAAAUUUAUACAAAUUACGAAAAUUCAGACUUCUUCUAAGUAAAUUUACAUCGGUUAAAAAUUAAUAGUAAUCCUAAUGAAGAAACUAAAUAUCUUUCCAAAAAAGAGGAAAAAAAAACAAAAAAUUUAUUUUCAGCUUGAAAAUCGGUUAUUUUUUGCUUCCGAGACAUAUUGCCUAAGGCUAUAAAAAAAAAUAUCGCGUGGAAUUUGUUUGUUGCGAAAUUUUAGGCUUUACUUUUGGAGAAUUCCAUAUCAGGGGUUUUUCUAUAAAAAAAACGCUUUUUUUGCUAAUUUGCAAAUACCAUAUAAAAUCAGUAAGAUUUUUCUCUUCUCUCCUAUGGAAUUCCCCAAUUGCAAAUAGAAUUAAAUAAAAAUAGAAUUCUAUUUGUAAGUUUCUUUAAAAAAAAAAAAAAAAAAAAACAAAUCCGGAAUGCAAUUGAAACUUGUCUAUUUUUAUAUAUAAUAUCGAUCAGUUCGUUUAAAUUGCCAUUUUUCGGUAAAGCCUAAUAUUUUAUAAUUAAAAUUUUGCAUCAAUCGAAUGAAUCGCUAACGCCGACAUAAUAUAAAUUUUUAAGUGACACGACGAAAGCCGUUAGGAAUUAAAGACAAUUAAAAAAAAAAUGAGGGGAAGAAAAGGGUUUAAUUGCAAAGAAGAUAAAAAUUGAAUAGAAAAAGAAAAAAGAGAGAAAGAAAAAAAAUGUGCGUGUCGAAAAAAAAUAUCUAUCUAAAUAAUGUAAAUGUGUGUGUGUUUAGCACGCCGUAAUUUUGUGUGUGGCACUUAGUAGUGUGUACAUGCGAAAGCGACGUUUUGAUAAGAACGCGGCGACUGCGAGACGAUAAGGAAAAAAAGUUUACAGAGCUAUUGUAACAAAAUAAGCAAAAAAAAAAAAAAAGAGAGAAACAAAAAAUAGAGCGCCGAAUUCCCCUUUGAGAAUCUAGUCCAGUGCAGGUUGCCGUUUCGCUAUCGCGUGUCCUGCAUUAAAACAAAAAAAAACGUAGAUCGCAAUGUUGUGUAGCGUACGCGACUUAACACGAAAAAAAAUUUAUAUACAAUAUAUUAUAUAAAUAUAUAUAUAUAAAAUUAACUAAAAAAAAAGAAAAAAAAAAUACUCCCUGUACUUCUACAGUUGACGACUGAUCACCACUCACUCAAUUUUUCUCCACUUUUUCUCAGUGUCGUGACUCGGUGUUAUCAAUCCACGGAAAAAUUAAAAAUCAAAUUCGUUUUUUUAAAAUAAUUUAGAAAAAUUCUAAAAAUUGUCAAAUACCUACCUUUAAUUUAAUUAAAAAAUAUUAAAAUAUUUCUAUUUGUAAAUAUUGGUAAUAAAUUAAAAUUACUAAAAUAAAUCACCUUUCUAAAAAAAAAAAAAAAUGAAUAAAUCCGUGGAUUGAAACAUCAGUUUUUUAAAAAAAAUUAUAUUUCCCAUUGUUCCCUUUUUUCGGGAGAUUUUUCUUGUUCGCUUUGUGAGAAAAUUUUUCUAAUGCGCUAUAUUUAAAAGUCGCGACACUUUCUGCUUAUUUAUUGCCAAUAAAAUCGAAAACACAAUGGAAAAGUCGGUUUUAAAGAAAUUGAUAUAAAAUUUUUAAUUUUUCUCAAAAAAAAAAAUAUUUUACACACAUAGAUGACCUUCCAUCUUUAUCAAGGAACGAGUCAAAUUCCCCUGGGGGUGUAAUGGGUCGUCGAUUGUUUAUCACCCGAUAUAGCUUUCUAUUAAAAAAAAAAUAAAAAAAAAAUCUAUAUAAAAAAUGAAAAACAUAUCGUCUCAAGAUUUCGAAUUGUGACGUUUUUUCUUUUUUUGUAAUUCGUUUUUUUUUUGACACGAUUGAUUACUAUUCAAGUUAGUGUCAUUUAUUUGUUCAGGUAUAUAAAUAUAUUUAAUAUAUUAUUUAGGAAUUGAGCCGAUAUUCAUUUAUAAAUACCGACGAUUGAUUCGUCGCUAAAGAAUUCGGAAUCGCACAAAAAAAAAACAAACAGAAAAUGAAAUAAUUAGGUUUCUAUAUUAUAUAGAAUAUAUCGAAUUUUACUGCCACACAGAUCUUAUCAAAGGUUCAGUUAGAUUUAUAAAAUAUCACGUCAAUUUAAACACCCAAAGAUCAUAUUCGAAAUGAAGACUCAAAAAAAAAUAUAUAGUUUUAAUGAAAACAAUUUCGGGAACAAUUCUUUUUUUGAUUUUAGUAGAUUUUUUAUAUUUUUUGUUCAUAGCUUUAUUUUAUUUUAUUUUUUUUUAAAUAUGAGAAUUAAAAAUUUAUUUUUUUAAAAUAUAGAAAUUUAAAGAGCAUUCUUUUUUUCUUAGAAUUGUAUUUUUUUUAUUUUUUUUAUUUUUUUUUUUUUUGGAAAUGGGUGACUGCCUAAAUGGAAAUCGAAUAAUUUAUUAUAGCAAGCUCUUUCUUGAAUAAUUGAAAAAAAAUGAAAAUAGAGAUUCUAGCGAGGAAUCGAAGAUGAAUUAAUCAUUCCUUUGACACACAGCGUCACUAAUACUUAAUUAUAAGGAUAAACGAAUCCAAAAAGCAGCAAUUAUCAGUAUGUUAUCAUCAUCGCUACUUUGAAGACGACGAUGACGACAAAAAAAAGCCAUGAGAAUUUAUUGUUAAUAAUAUUAGAAAACGCAAAGCUGCUAAUUAUUAUUAUUAUUAUUAUCACUUUCAUUACCAUUUAUAAGCAUCAUUAAUUCACUGAAAAUCGUUAUCAUCAUUGGUCAUCUCUCAUUAUCAUUAAAAAAAAAAUUUGUCGUCAUCGUCCUCAAUGAUAUGCUAAGAAUAUAUAUAUAUUAAGAUACGACUAUUGCCUACUCAAUGUACAAUAUGUAGUAUUCACCUGUUGUUACCACCAAACCGUCGUCAAAGAUAUAUAAAAUUGUAAUUGUACUAUAAAAA
Leptopilina boulardi is the source of this 10606-nucleotide messenger RNA. RefSeq names its product transmembrane protein 132E (gene dtn). NCBI's taxonomy places the organism in Eukaryota, Metazoa, Arthropoda, Insecta, Hymenoptera, Figitidae. The record is from RefSeq and is a predicted model, not a curated record. The transcript is spliced from 13 exons. The coding region runs from base 767 to 5104 and encodes 1445 amino acids.